GGCCAUGUUCCUGUUUUUGCAUCCAUUUUGCACCCUAUAAAAUCACAAAUACAGCCGGGCAAGAAACCAAAGAGCCGGGGUCGUGGGAGUUCUUGUCUGAGCGCGUCUGCCUGCUGUGCGACCAACGCGGUUAGAGCCGCGCGCCGCCACGCGUCCUCCCGGCCCUAACUGGAGAGAUUACUGGACUCAUCAGUCUGGCAAGUGGCAGGAUGUUUCCUGCAAAAUCGACCACGCCAAAGAAAAAAAACAGCAAAAGAAAAAAGAAAGAAACCGGUCUCACGGAACCUUCCCAAUUUGAACCUGGAGCCUGCAACCGCAAAGACACCCGGCGUCCUGGGCCUCCCCACCAGCACAGAGCCGACCGUGGUGACCUGCACACAGCGCCAGCUCACGGCACCGAAAACCAUGUCCAUCCUCCAGGCGUCGCUUCAACCAACCGAAAACACAACCACACGCGGAUUUCCCGCCGUAGCCACAGCAGAUGCAUAUAAACCCUGCCCAGUAUGGCCACGCCUUCAGCGAAAUCAAACGUACGUCCUCGCUGCAUCUGACGUGCAAGCUCAUUUUGUUCGUCUCGUGCCUUAGCAUAGACAGCAUCUGUACGGCCAAGGUGCUAAGCCUAGUGCUCAAAAAGUCGCUCAUCCUGUACCAGCUUAUCCCCGUGGUUGGGUACGCAGACCUAAAAAACCACUAUCUGAAGCUAGAUGCGGACGUGGCCAACGUGAUAUUGAUAGGCUGCGGCGCCAUGAUCGAUCUCGAGGCGUUUUUCGAGAUCGACCCGGACGACUUCAUGGUCUCGCCUGACGGCGGCUUUGGUGCCAGCGCCGACGCCGACGACUUGGACCAGGCGCUCCAGCUGCGCGGGCCCACUUUCCGCCGCAAAAUCUACGUCAUGGACGGCAGCCGGCCCUGGAAUUUGGACAACAUCUUCGGGCUGCAGAUGGUGGUGUGUUUUGACGACGGGUUCAUCGAAAAGCACCUAGCCGCCGAGCGCGACAGCUACCAGAAACUUGUGGACGUUUCGGACCACGAGUCCGAGACGGACGCGGACUCCGAGGGCGACUCGGACUCUGAGGCGGACGGUUGCGGCCCGCCUCACACGCCCAGCGCGCGCAGAACCAAAAGGCAACGGCGCAACGAGAUCCGCUCCUACGAGGAGGUUUUGGAGAACUACUACAACCAGGGCACGGCGCUCUUCACCGCCACCACCGCCAUCAUGUACGCCAUGCUUGCGACCAUCGGCGAGACCAACAUCGAGAACCUCUGGCUCUCCAUAAUCGGGCUUUCGUCCUUGGACAGGCUACAUCCGGAAGUGUACGAUAAAAUCCAGCCCUUGUACAAGGAGGAGGUACACCGGUUGAGCCCGUCGAACGCGGGCCUGGAGAAGUCCGCGGACCUGACCACGCUUGCCAUCGACAAGGACUACCACCUUUUCCUCCUCCGGCACUGGACGCUCUACGACUCGUUCUUCUACUCGUCGCUCGUGAACUCCAAGCUCAAUCUCUGGCGCGACGACGGGAAAAAGAAGCUCCACAAGAUGUUUGCCAAAAUGGGCAUCUCGCUCUCGGUGGCCCAGCAGAAGUGGUUGUACAUGGACAUCACCAUCAAGAAACACCUCCCGGUGAUCUUCAACAAGUACCUUCCCCAAUAUGGAUUGGAGGGUGUGGUUCGGGAAGGCUUUGUGCGGACGUUCGGCUUCAUGGGGCAGCUCUCGGCGAUGGAAUGCGUCGAGGCGCUCACGGCGCUUUUGGAAACCGACGACCGGGCACUUGGAGACGCCCACAAAAAACGCGGCGAGGACCCGUUGACCGAGGCCGACGAGAUCAGCUCGCGAAUCGAAAUGAAGGAGAAGUUGUGGGUGGUCAAUUUCUGGUCCUCAUGGGACGCGCUCAACAUGACCACGCACGGCAAGGCGUCCCGCGUGGUGUCUUCAAAUCUCAACCCCGGGGUGGGCAGUUUGCGCAAACUCAAGGGGUUUGAUCUUCUAGUGCACGGGCUCGAGAGCGCCAAGUCCAUGCAGCAGAUCAUAUUCCGGACGGGGAUGUCUGUCUUGGAAAGGGGCCUCAUCAAGAACCUCCGCAUCUACAGAUUGUGCGUACUCAAUGACGGUGCCAUCCCAGACCUCCAGCUCUUCAACAACCCGUUGAUCUUGUCCAAGUUGGGCAACUGGCUCUUGGAGAACAUCAACGAGGCCGAGCUCUUGAACUUCCUCUCGAAAAAAGACGACAGCCUAAAGUCCAAUGUUUUGAAACCGCUCGUCGUGGCGAGUUUGGACCAGGUCAGCGACACUUACCUAAUCAUUGGUCUUGCGCCGAAAUAUCCAAGGGGCUUGGACAAUUCUACCAAGGUGAAACUCUCCAAGCAGGCGUCGACGGAUGGAAAAGCCGGUGAGUCGGCUCUUAUGACGAGGCUCAACACAUUCAGCGUAGCGUUCCAGAAGGUUGCAGCGACGUCGGGCGCCAAGGUGAGAAUCAACAGUUUCGACUCCUCCAUCAUCGAGAUCCGCAAAGACGAUCUCUCGCCCUUCUUGGAGAAGCUUACACUCAGCGGGUUGAUCUAG
Metschnikowia bicuspidata var. bicuspidata NRRL YB-4993 is the source of this 2560-nucleotide messenger RNA. RefSeq names its product DNA replication initiation factor (gene CDC45). The transcript has 2 exons. NCBI's taxonomy places the organism in Eukaryota, Fungi, Ascomycota, Pichiomycetes, Serinales, Metschnikowiaceae. Gene Ontology annotation, molecular function: DNA replication origin binding; single-stranded DNA binding; chromatin binding. The coding region runs from base 482 to 2560 and encodes 692 amino acids. Gene Ontology annotation, biological process: mitotic DNA replication preinitiation complex assembly; DNA replication initiation; double-strand break repair via break-induced replication. Gene Ontology annotation, cellular component: DNA replication preinitiation complex. The record is from RefSeq and is a predicted model, not a curated record.